AGCCAUUUUGGCUCAAGACAUUUCGGCCCUAGGGUUCGUGUAAGUUCUCCAUGGGGGCAAUGAAAUUAUCCGCCGCGUUAGUGUUUUUGGGCUAUGUGCGGAUUGAUAUAUGGGCAAUGGGUGAAUCAAGGUCUAACUCAACGGAAAGGGGUGCAAGGCUGUGGUUUCAUGUGGGCCCUCACAAAACUGCUUCGACAACAAUUCAGAAACAGCUUAAAGCUUGGCAGACCUAUCUAUCAAGUGACGGCUGGACGUGGGAAGACCCUGCGCAAUUCGGACACUUACGCGGACAAAUGACUCAAAUCAUGAAUGUUGCAGAGUGUUAUAAGAUCCCAUCCAAGUACAAGGACAACAUAGAAACAAUUUGUUCAGAUUGGCUGCACUUUCUUGACCAGCUCAAAGGAACUUCAAAAAAGGUAGUGAUGUCUAGCGAGCGUUUCGACACUAUCAAUGACACCAGCGUCGCACAGCUCGCGUUUGACUUAAGCCACAUCAGUACCACCAUCGUGAUGGUCUACCGACCAUUUUACGAUUGGAUCGCAAGCUGGUAUCGGCAGCUCAAGGAUCACGGGCAGGUUGAAUUGGCCUUCGCAGAUUGGCUAAGCGUUUCAAACAUGGAGUACUACGCGUACAAUUUCUCGUUCACGACUUCUCUACAUAGUCGCUACGCCGCUCAUUUUUCUGAUGUGAAGGUGCACGUGAUGGGCCCCGAUAUGAUGACCGAUAUUGCCUGCGAUGACUUCAAUGCUACGAACACGUGCGCGAUGUCUAGGAAGGGCAAAGUGAUGAAGCAAAACGUCAGAGCAAAAUCUUCGCCAGGUGAAUGCCUCAGUUCUCUGCAGCUGCAAACGCUGAGAACUAUAUCCAUUGAGUUGCACCGGGCGGCGUACGGUAUCUUUGCAUCUUCAAGUUUUCCCGCGGCGGAUUUCGAUGCCAAGGCCAGGAUUUGCUUCGGAAAUCCCCUUUAGAUCCCGUCAGCCAGCCGCUGCUGUCGUGCCCUCGGAGGAGGAGUCGAGUAAGAGGUCGCUUACAUAAACCAUGUGCCCCAAGUUUUUUUGUUCGCCACGCAAUGUAUAACCUUCGUAUACCAACAAACGUUGAACGCACUUGCUCGUCGUUUCGGAAAACCUGGGAGUCCGAUGUCCAGAGCUUCUGCGACAAGUACGGGAUCGGUGACUGGAGAGUAGCAGCCAGAGACGCACGUUCUUGGAAGUGUAUCACCGGAGAUCUUCUUCACAUGAGCGCCUGCUAGUUUUCAUUCGCCUGUGCCCUAAGCGGCCGCCCCUUCGCGGGCAUACAGGCUUGACCUUGACCUUGACCUUCGGCAGACACUUCAAAAUGUGCUGGACGUCGCUCGGAGUGGCCCCAGACCUCCAACGUCUCUAAUCGAAAGAACCAUGGUAAUCCGAUGAUCAUCGUCCCGACAGGUCGCAUCGCAUUUCCGAGCUCCAAUGGGGGAGCCGCCUGGGGGUAUUCCAAUUUGUUGGUUUGAAUCGAGGGAGGUGGCAGAGACUCAGGUUAGCGGUCGGUAGAUUGGGCGAGGUGGCAAAUAUUAUCCAGGAGCAGCAACGACCCCAUCCCCGAAGGGGAACAAUGGGGUUAGACAAGGAACCGCGAUUGACCAUCUCCUGCCCAGAAGACGGGUGGGUUUUUGAGUUAGGAGACCCCAUGCGAGGAGUUGUUUGGGUCGGUUCCGGCGAAGCCAUCAUCAAAUGUCCUGUCAAUGCUGUCGCCG
Molecule: messenger RNA, 1735 nt
Organism: Prorocentrum cordatum
Lineage: Eukaryota; Dinophyceae; Prorocentrales; Prorocentraceae
Source: the annotation of a GenBank genome assembly